AUGAUCUCCAGAUUUGUCAUACGACAUGUCAGGGGGUAUGCAACUCUCAAACCUGAGCAGGAGGUCAAGGCUACGCUUGAGCGUUUUUCGCAGUCAUGUCGCACAGUGAGAAACGCUAUACGAAGCAGGGCAUAUGAAAGACUAAGCUUCGAGCCUCUGCAGAACAUGGGUGAUGAUUUCUAUUACGAAAACGAGUCGCAGGUGGCGAAGACUUUGCAAAAACUGGAAACUUAUGUGAAUGAAGAGUUGCCAAACAGACUGAAGUACGGCCUGAAUGUCAAGUCGGUGGAUUACAUAUUCCCCAAGUAUGAUACCUUGCCUAGUCUUCUGGUUGGCCUAACAAGGCAAUCUUCGGAACAGGCCAAAUUUGAUCUUCUGGUGAACAAAAUCGUCUAUUCACAGCUGAAACCAUACAAAUUGAUGUACACGUUCAACGACCCUAGGAACAACCAAAAUUACAACAACGACAUGACGUUCAACGUGGUCGACACAGAAAACCCAGCAGAUUGGUAUCCCAAUGCUAGAAGACUCAAGAGAAGGUUUAUAAUGCAUGUGGGGCCUACAAACUCGGGUAAAACGUACCAUGCUUUGCAGAGGUUGCAAAACUGUAAGAAGGGUUAUUAUGCUGGACCACUUAGACUGUUGGCUCGUGAAGUGUAUGAAAAGUUCACUAGCCAAGGAGUCAAGUGUAACCUGGUGACUGGUGAAGAGGUGAUCAUUUCCGUCGAUGAAAACGGUAGUAGGGCAGGUUUGACUAGUGGAACCAUUGAGAUGAUACCGAAGAACAGGUACUUUGAUUGUGUGGUCAUCGAUGAGAUACAGAUGUUAAGCGAUGAGAGCAGAGGUCAUUCGUGGGUGAACGCGGUGAUUGGAGUGAAUUCCAAAGAGAUCCAUCUCUGUGGAGAAGUUUCUGCCGUUCCUCUUAUGAAGAGGAUAGCAGCUUUGACUGGCGAUACGGUCGAAGUGAAAGACUAUACCAGACUGGGAAAGUUGGAGGUUGAAAGGGAUGCCGUUUCAUUCAAGACACUGGCGAAAGGUGAUUGUAUUGUGUGUUUCAAUAAGAAGCGAAUCCUAGACAUGAAGGCUUAUAUUGAGCAACAGACAAGCUUCAGAUGCGGUGUUAUAUACGGUGCCCUUCCCCCAGAGACAAGAGCUCAAGAGGCGACCAAGUUCAACGAUGGUGAGUAUGAUAUACUUAUAGCCAGUGAUGCUAUUGGUAUGGGACUCAAUCUCAAGAUCAGAAGGGUGAUUUUCUCAACCAUCAUGAAAUUCAACGGCCGGCGUAUGGAAAAGCUGAGUGUGUCUCAAACCAAGCAGAUAGGUGGCAGAGCCGGUAGAUUCGGCGUUCAUGGUGAGGGAGAAUCUGUUGGUCUGAUUAGUUCUUUCAAAAAGAGCGAUCUAGCGCCCAUUCGAACAACCAUGAACUAUCCAGUGGAGUAUCUCUCUCAGGCCGCACUUUGGCCUUCUGACAAAAUAUGGAUCAGAUACCAUUCGAUGUUUGCAAAGGGUACAAAACUGAGAGCUGUUUUGAAGAGAUUCCAGAAAGAUUAUGAGAAAAGGGCUGAUCCAGAAAACAACACAUUUUUCCUCACAAAUAUCUACCAGGUGACUGAAGGGGCUGAUUUCUUUAACAUGAGCAAGCUGGAUGAAAAUUCAAACUUCUCGAUCCACGAUCAGUUACGGUUAAUGGCGGCUCCCAUUUUUGGUUCCUUGCAAAUCAGGUCGAAUUCCGCCGGGCUCGACUAUCUGCCGCCCUUGAUGUUGGCCAACCUGUUUGAAGAACUCAUUCUGGCAAUUACUCUGAGGCUCAAGAGAUCGCUCUUGGACUACUCGCACAUGCUUCCUCUGGAGGUGACCGAACCCAUGGGGUAUGAUGAACUCAAAAAGGACGCUGCCAAUUUGGAAAUCACAUAUCUGAAAAAGUUGGCUCCGGGAAGGGUAAGUGAAAUCGACUUCAGCACCAUUAAUCCGGUAUUGGUCAGAUUGAAAACGCUCGAGACCAUGUACACGGCAGUGAUGGUGUUUCUAUGGCUCACCUACAGAUACCCUCAAUGUUUUGUUGAUAUAGAGAGCGCCCAAAAGCUAAAGGAGCUGAUCGAGGCCAGAAUCAGUGAGACACUGGACAUGAUCAGAAAUGAGACCAUCAAGAAAAAUUCCUUCAAGUUUUGA
Molecule: messenger RNA, 2169 nt
Organism: Kuraishia capsulata CBS 1993
Lineage: Eukaryota; Fungi; Ascomycota; Pichiomycetes; Pichiales; Pichiaceae
Exons: 1
Coding region: 1-2169 (722 amino acids)
Biological process (GO): mitochondrial RNA 3'-end processing; RNA catabolic process
Cellular component (GO): mitochondrial degradosome
Molecular function (GO): RNA helicase activity; hydrolase activity, acting on acid anhydrides; ATP binding
Source: RefSeq, a predicted model, not a curated record